UCUGUCAAUUCACUCGCACAAGCCUGAGUGCUGAGUCGUACCUGAAUCAACCGAGGGCGAGGGAGGGGGAAGAAGCAAUGGAGGCGCUGCUGGAGCUGGAGAAGGUGCAGAGGGUGCUUUCCUUCAUGGGCUCCCGUGGCCUCUCGGACUCCGCCGGCGGAGGCGACGGGGACCGCUUCCUCGCCCACUUCCUCCUCUUCCUGGUGCAACCAUUUGAUUCACUUAGCAUGGAGAAGAAGGUUGCAAUGGUCUCUGAGCUGUUGAAAGAGGUUAACUCUGAUACUCUUAAAGAAGUGCAGCAUCUAACCAGUCUGGAAGGUAUUGAUAGUGAAGACGAAGUAAGGAUAAUCACUCCUUUACCUUCUGACCAAGAUAUAUCUUCUGGAGAUUUACUGCGGCAAACUAAGAAUUUCAAGACGCAUACUGAGAAAUUAACCAUUCAGGACGUGCCUAUGAUUGGAUUUGAUGCAAUGAUGAGAGCCAAUUCCACACUUGAAGAUUUCUGCAGAUCUUACUUUAUAUUUCAUGGUUUGGACGUUAACAAGCCACAGGCUGUUUUCAAGUUUCUUCCCUUUCUUUCUUUCACAGAGAGCUACAUAUACCAGUUAGAUGCUUCAAAUGAAGACAGUUUGCAUUUCGUGCCAGGCGAGAAUUCUUCAACAGUAUUAGAAAUGAAAAAGGAAGUUUCCAGUGAAAUAUCCUUAUCUGACAAGCUUGAUUCCCUUGAUAACCUUCUUCAGUGCCAGGGGUUAAUGACAGAUCAAUUGCGAAAUGAACUCAAAUCUGGUAUCCAGUAUUGGUCUCUUGAGAGGAAACUUUGUCAAGCAUUAUUGAGAAAUGAUAAGAUAUCAAUUGAAGAUGUGAUGAAAGCAAUCCAUCUCAAAUCAUUUGAUUAUCGGGUUCUUAAUCUCAUGAUGUAUCGGCUUACUGGCCAGCAGGUCAAUGAAUUGCAUAUGGAGUUCUUGUCUGUCUCAGAAUUUUUAGUUGAGAUAUCUGAUGACCUGUACGAUUAUGAGGAUGAUGUGAUUAACAAUACUUUCAACAUCCUCCGCAUGUUUGCUGCGAUAUAUGGAUCUUUGGAUGCACCAAAGAUGUUGGCCAAGUGCAUAGGUGAAGCUGAGGAAAAAUAUGAGAGCUUCUCGAAGAAAUUGGAUCCUAGCAUCUCACGAAGUUACUGGAGACGAUGCGAGGAAGCUACAAAGGAAGGUGGAAAAAUAUCAGGCCAUGCAUAUGGCACAUGGAAUAUCCCUCCUUUGAUAAGAGAUGAAGAAUCAUUCCGUCUUGAUAGAUUAAACAAAGAUGAUUCUAUUGCUAUGACAGUCAGUUGACAGAUAUCGUGUUCCAAGCAUUUUUUGAAUAGAAGGCGCAAUGAUCAUUGCUAGCCAUUGCUGAGAACAGCAGUAUUUGUUUCGGUGUGAGGUACUACCUCUUUGUUUCAUCAAUGCCAAGGAAUGGACUGAAAAGCAAUUGAUAAGAUCAUUCCAGGCAAGAUUUGCCUGGUAAUUUAAGUUGGCACAGUUGAAUCCUGAUAAUUACCAAAGCGAGUACUUCUUUUGACCUUUAAUGUUAAGGAAUGGACUGAAAAGUGAAAAGCAAUCGAUAAGAACAUGCCAGCAAGAUUUGCCUGGUAACUUAAGUUGGCACAGUGUGAGGCUUAUGUGAUGUGUUAGUAUCACGGAUGUGUUGAUGCAAUUGUCUAAGUAUAUUUGGUGCAGAUCGGGUACAGGAAGCUCACAUGGAACAAAGUUGACCAAUCAGAUCGGCAUGACGGCCUGGACCAUUCAGCUUGCUUCUUGGUUGGUGAUUAAUAAAAGGUACAUCAAUCCCAGAAGAGAUGGCUAGAUCUGCUCACCUCAUUUGACCUGGAUGGGCCUUGCCAAGAUAUCGACAAGGGACCCUGCAGUAAUUUGGUUCGCUCAAAAAAAAUGCAGUAAUUUGGUAUAACAUGCCUCUAUGCUACUAGUAUUUUGCUAUCGAUCUCUGCUUCGCCGAUCAUCAUCAGGUAUCAUCUUCUGAGUCUCCGUUUAUCCCACUUGUUGAUGGUGUAUAUGUUUUCCGUUUGUCUGAUUGGAAUCUCGAUGCAAAACUAGCUGGGCAUGUAUCUGCCCAAUGCAAACCUCGAAGGCAGGGGCUUGAUUUUCUGGCAAUGGCACCACAUAUUUUUCAUUUA
Messenger RNA from Brachypodium distachyon (stiff brome), 2170 nucleotides. RefSeq lists its product as uncharacterized. The record is from RefSeq and is a predicted model, not a curated record. NCBI's taxonomy places the organism in Eukaryota, Viridiplantae, Streptophyta, Magnoliopsida, Poales, Poaceae. The coding region runs from base 78 to 1328 and encodes 416 amino acids. The transcript is spliced from 17 exons.